AUGAGCGCCACGCGGCCGAUGAACAAUGUCAUCGGCGUCACGAAGACGACGCGCGUGCGGCGGCCGCGGACGAGCUCGACGAAGGGCUCCUUCGGCGCCGCGGACCGCUUCGCGCCGCUGCCCCAGCGCGAGGCCUACCGCGGCGCCGUGGAGCUGGGCUUCCCGGAGAAGUUCCAGCGCCUCGACACGCCCGGGGCGACCUGGUCCCCGCGGCGGUCCGACGAGUGGGGCGCGCGCGUCGCGCCGGAGCUCACGCGGCCGCGGUUCCAGCCGCUCAUCUCGCCGCGGAGCGGCGAGCCGCGGCCGUCGCAGGGGUCGCCCUUCAUCAAGAACGCGCGGCUGACGGACUUUUGGAUCUCCGACGAGCGCAGCGCCUUCUCCGGCGCCGCCGGCUCCCUCGAGGAGGGCCGCGCGCCCCUCGAGCGGCGCCGCGCGGCGUCGACGACGAACCUCGAGCGGCGCCGCGCGGCCUACGUCGCGGCCGUGCGGCCCGAGCGCAUCCGCGAGGCCAAGGAGCGCAAGCGCGAGGCGAAGCGCGCGCGCGACGUCCUGCGCCUCUACCACCGCGACCCCUACGCGCGGUCCUACCCGACCAUCGCCAUCGACGGCGACGACCGGCCCUGCACGGCGCCCGACGCCAUCGUCCACACGAACUUCACGCGCCAGCCCGCCGGCGACACGCACAUGCGCACGUCCCACCGCUUCUUCCUCCGGUCCAAGUACGAGGCGCCGCGCGAGCCCCUCAUGAAGGACGCGGAAGGCUUCGCGUCCGUCGACUACGACCUCGUGCUCGUCGUCAAGGCGCCGGCGGGCAGCGCGCCCUGGGAAGACCUCGUGUGCCGCCUGGCCUACGCGGAGCUGGACUUCGUCGUCCACGAGCUGCACGUGGAACGGCCGAGCCUGAGCCGCGCGGGGAGCCGCCUCGCGCGCGCGGGCGCGCGGCUCAACGAGAUGAUCGGCAUCGAGGCCGGCGACCCCGUCAAGUUCGUCGCGCUCCGCGGCGGCGAGGACCGGCUCCGGCGCGAGGCCGCGCGCGUGGGCUUCUCCAUGCUCCUGGACCCCGCGCGCCUCGCGGCGCUCGCGGCGGACCGCGGCGUCGCCGUCGGCGUCGACGCGAGCCGCGGCUGGCUGCUGCCGCCCUACGCGCAUCACUACGCGCCGUACCACGAAACGGGCGCGCCGUCGCCCUACGCGAAGCGCGGGCCGAGGGGCCUGGGCCGCGACCAGGGCCUCUUUGCCGGGCCGGACCGCGUGCGGCUCCUCGCGUCGAUUUUAGCCGCGCCCGAGGCCGAGGGGGGGUGCUACCUGCCGCUCGCGACGGCGGCCGUCCGGGACGCCGCGGUCGUGGACUACUUCCCGCUCGUGUCGGCGCUGAGCCUCGCGCGCCUGCGGGAGCGGCUGCCGCGGCGCUACGUGCCCUUUGUGCGCGAGGCGGAUCACGGCGCGAUCCGCGACGUCUGGGGCGAGCACGUGGCUUUGUACUUCGCGUUCCACAGCUUCCAGACGCGGCAAUUAUGUUUCCUGGCGCCGACGGGGCUCUUGUGUUAUGGCGCGGCGACGGCGCUCAAGGCGCGCGGGUUCUACAAGUUCGCCGCGGCCAUCGACGUCGGCUUCUCGAUCGUCGUCGCGCUGUGGACGAUCAAGUUCACGCGGCUCUGGCGGCGGCGCGAGGCGGAGCUGGCGCUGGAGUUCGGCACGGCCGGGUUCACGAACAAGCAGCGCAACCGGCCCCAGUUCGCCGCGCACCCGGGCGUCGUCCAGCGGCGGAGUCUGGUCGACGGCCGCGCGAAGUUCUACUUCCCCGAGCGCCUCGCGAACGCGAAGAAGCGCGGGGCCGCGGCCGUCAUCGCCGUCGUCCUGUCGCUGGUGACGGCGAUCAUCGUCGUGCUCUUCUGGAUCCGGAGCUUUUUGAACGCGCUCGUGCCCGCGGUGCCGCGGGUCGGCGUGCCGCUCGGGUCCAUCGUUGCGCCGGCGCUGAACGCGGGCCUCAUGGCCGUCGACAGCGCCUUCGGGCGCAUCUCCGAGGCGACGACGGACUACGAGAACCACCGCACGGAGACGGCCUACGAGGGCUCCUACGUGACGAAGAUGUUCGCGCUCAAGGCGAUCACGUCGUACCUCGCGCUCUUCUACGUCGCCGUGAAGAGCCACCUGCCCGCCUGGACGCACCUGCGGUCGCCCUGCGACGCGCGGGACUGCCUCGACGACGUCGCCGUGCAGCUCGCGUCCCUCUUCGUGUCGAAUCUGGUCAUCGGCAACCUCCUCGAGCUCGACGUGCCCGGCCACGUCUACCGCUGGAUCUGCGGCCGGCGGCCGAGCGCGCCGCCGCCGCCGCCGGCGUCGUCGGCGGCGCCGGAGCGGCGCCUCCGCUGGUGGACGGCGAACCACGACCGCGACGAGCGCAAGGACGCGGAGGUCCACGCCGCGGUGUGUCCGGAGCUCGCGGAGGAGAUCGAGCGCCAGUUCGCGCGCGAGACCUUCAACCCGAUCUGCCUCGACGACAUCGCGGAGCUGAUGAUCCAGUACGGCUUCUGCACCUUCUUCGUCGUCGCCUGGCCGCCGGUCAUCGCGUUGGCCAUCUUGAACAACUGCGUCGAGUUCCACGUCGACCGCUUCAAGCUCACGUGCAUCUGCCGGCCGCCCUUCCCCGUGCGUGUGGAGGACCUCGGCGCCUGGAACGACGUGCUCUGGGUCAUGUCGCGGCUGGCGACGCUGACGAACGUCUUCAUGUUCGUCUACGUGUCGGGCGGCGUGGACCAGUACGACGCGACGGCGAAGGGUCUCCUGUUCCUCCUCAUGGAGUACCUCCUCGUCCACGUGGGCAUGGUCAUCGAGGGCUGCGUGCCCGAGGUGCCGAAGCGCGUCGUCAUCCAGCGCAAGCGGAACCAGUUCGUCGUCGACCGGCUGCUCGGCCCGGCGGGGCACCGGCCGAACGCGCCGUUCCACGCGGGCGACCCGCACCCGCGCGACGACGGCUUCCCGCGGCGGCCCGAGGCCCACGCGGGGCUCCUCCGGGCCGCGGACCACGGCGCCGUCGCCGCCGAGGAGCUCCGGCUGCUCCACGAGGGCCGCGACCACGCGCAGCUGUUGGGCGUCGACCGGCGGCCGCCCCACUACCGCCACGAGACGCACCGGGGCCUCGGCGAGGACCUCAGUCAGCGCCGGUCGUCGUCGUCCGUCGAGGUCCUCCGCGUGCCCUGCCGCGAGCUGACCGACUCCGCCGGGUCCCACCUCCAGUCGUCCUCCGGCACGCAGCAGACGGGGCUGACGGCCUCGUCGCAGGCGCCGUCGUCCUGGCACUCGCGGCCGUCCGACUAA
This is a messenger RNA of Aureococcus anophagefferens, 3318 nucleotides long. RefSeq lists its product as hypothetical. The record is from RefSeq and is a predicted model, not a curated record. Gene Ontology annotation, molecular function: chloride channel activity. The transcript is spliced from 3 exons. The coding region runs from base 1 to 3318 and encodes 1105 amino acids. Gene Ontology annotation, biological process: chloride transmembrane transport. NCBI's taxonomy places the organism in Eukaryota, Pelagophyceae, Pelagomonadales, Pelagomonadaceae.